AAUGCAAUGUCGAACAAGCCCAUAGUGACAGGGUAGGAACCAUAGUUUCAGUCCAUGUUUCCCAGGGGACUCUAAUUGGUGUUAAACAUGUGAAACGUAUAAAAGCAGAGAUACUGUACAGUAUAUGAUGACGAGACGGUCUUGUCUCCGCCCUAAUAAUGGGCGUUGUUGUCCCAAUGGUGGGAAGGCAUAUGGUCUGCAUAUCGCUGUAUUCCCAAGUACACCGAUUUUAACGGGAGUGGACCAUCUCGCUUCGCCUCUUCCUCUCUGAUAAAAGCACUCCAUAGUCCUUUUCAGGGGUGUAUUUAUUACAGAAACCCUUUACCGUUUAAAAACCAAACAAAAGCAAACGGAGCAAACGGAACAAAACGGGGAGGGACCUACCUAUAUUUGUCCAAUAGAAAAUCCUGUUUUUGUUGCAAAACAUUUCCCCUUUAGAGUAAAUCGUUUCUGUUGCAAAACGUUUUGCAUCAGAAUCCAUUGGGAGAAUUCCAAUUGGAUUGCUCGCCUCCUCUCCUCCAGCUGGGGAGAGGAAACAAAUGCGUUUUUAUUAAAUGAGACUCUCCAUUUCGACUCUUUCGCAUCACCAGGCAAAUUAUAUUUACAGGGGUGGAAUCCUAAAAUAAAUGUGUAAAGUGAUCAAAACGAAUUUAGCUUUGAAAGAUAAAAGGAUAAGUAGCAUAUUUUCUAAAAGUGUGCAGGCUUUACUCCUUUGAGAAGAAAACAUCUGAUUCAAAGGGACGUGGUGUAUUUUAAAACACUUCCAUGCUACCUGCUGUGAGGAUAUUCCUGUAAAUCCUCUGUCGAAGCUAGCUGUUGGGAUAUGAAGCUGCAUCUGCCUGUACUCUUGCUGCUCUGCCUCUGUUGGCUGGGACUGACUGAUGAGACUGGUACGGUAGCUACUGAGUACCACUCUUGCGGGGAGCAGGUGCUCAGCCAGGAGGCCCGGUGGUCAGUAGGGGGUGCUGUAGAGAGACUGGGCAGGCAACUACUGGACAGCCUGCAGACAGGGCCAGAGCAGCCCAACGUCAUCAUAUCACCCCUCAGCGUGGCCCUUGCACUAGCACAGCUCACACUGGGAGCUCGUAACGAGACACAGAAGUUGCUGCUAAGUUCUCUACACGCCCACACUGUGCCCUGCUACCAUGAAUCCCUGGGCAGCCUGCUCCAACACCUCACCAACACCUCCCUACAGGUGGCUACACGCAUGUACCUGCGCCCAGAGUUUGAGGUGUACCAGUCCUUUGUUGCAGAAUCCAUGCGUAGCUACAAAUCAGAGCCUGCCCCUUUGAUCUCAGUGGAAGAUGUCAACCAAUGGGUGGAAGACACCACCAAAGGUCACAUGACCAAUUUCCUGACCAGUAUUCCGCAUGAUGUGGUGCUCAUGCUGAUCAAUGCUGUGCAUUUCAAAGGUGAGUGGGAGGCUCGCUUCGACCCUCAGCUCACACAGAAGGAUGUCUUCUACCUGGACAAUAAGAACUUUGUCCAUGUAGACAUGAUGCGGUCAGCCAAGUAUCCACUGAGCCUGUUAGAAGAUGGGGAGCUUGGGGCUCAGGUUGCACGUUUUCCAUUUAAGGGAAACACCAGCUUUCUGGUAGUGAUGCCGUUGCCAGGAAGAGGAAACGUGUCAUCGCUGGUGGCCAAGCUGAAUAUCUCUGACUUGUACAGACGUCUACCUCAGGAGAGGACCAUGCAGGUCCAACUGCCCAAGUUCACCCUGCAGUACCGCCAAGAGCUACAGGAGGCGCUGACCAGCAUGGGUCUGGGCUCUUUGUUCUCUAGUCCUAAUCUGUCCGGUGUGUCAGCGGUUCCUCUGCAGGUGUCCAGCAUGCGUCACGCCUGCGGGGUGGAGUUGAGUGAGGAGGGGGCUGAAGCAUCUGCAGCCACCUCCAUCACCAUCAUGCGCUCUGUUCCCAUCUUUUCUGUGAACUCCCCCUUCCUGUUCGCCCUGGUAGACCACGCCUCCCUCGCUCCAAUCUUCCUGGGCACCGUCACUAACCCAGCCCCUGACGCCAGCCCCAUUCAGAUCGACAGUCCCCUCGGCGAUGAUCCCAAUGGCAACAGGACCCAAAGUGACAGCUCUCAUAGCAACAGCAAUGUACAGAACGAUGGUCCCCAUAGUAACAACAACGUACAGAGCGACAGUCCCCAUAGCAGUAACAACGUACAGAGUGACCAGCCACAAAGUGAGAGAAUGCAGUGUGGCGUCCCUGUCGGGGGGGAGGAGCAACAACAGCCCCUGAAUGAAGUAGAGGGAAACCCCAACGCCCAAGUGGAGGGGCAAGGAUCCAGUUCCUGUGCCAAUCCCUCUCAUACAGUUCCUUCCUAAACCAACACUGAUGCCCAGCUUGCCCCAACCAAUCUCUCACUGUUCUGUCAUGAGCAACACUGCCUGACCAGCUGGUCUCAUAUGGAGCCCAGCCCUCACAUAGCAAAACCCUAUCCCAAUCUAUUGGCACAGUUCCCAGUCCAGAAUCAACAACAGCCCCUACCCCUAGACACCUGACAACUUCUCACAGUCCCUCCCCUCCCCAGUGAUAACCCCUGAUUACAACCCAAUGAUUUAGGAGAGACCAUGGACCUGUCCCAUACUACACUGUGUGUGCAGAUUAACACUCAAAUGUGUUUUUUUACACUUGGCUGUGCACUGUCUGUCUUACAGUAUUUGUGUUUUGUUUUGAUGUCUUACUUUUUGAUGAUUCUCACCUCUGGUAUUGAUUAAAGAAAUGAAGUCUCAA
Oncorhynchus nerka (sockeye salmon) is the source of this 2738-nucleotide messenger RNA. Its product is annotated as alpha-2-antiplasmin-like. Gene Ontology annotation, biological process: negative regulation of endopeptidase activity. NCBI's taxonomy places the organism in Eukaryota, Metazoa, Chordata, Actinopteri, Salmoniformes, Salmonidae. The transcript has 8 exons. The record is from RefSeq and is a predicted model, not a curated record. Gene Ontology annotation, molecular function: serine-type endopeptidase inhibitor activity. Bases 824 to 2329 code for a protein of 501 amino acids.